AUGUAUUUACACCUGCCGUUCAUAACUGCGUUUCUUGUAUCUUUUGCCUCUGCUCAAUCUGAUGUACUAGCAACUAUUGGAGAUGGACCAGGGCCUUGGCAAAAUGCCUCCUACUUUAAAAAAUAUAAUCAAUCCCCUAACGCUACCGGAAGCGGCCAUUUAUAUGGCGUCAAUACGUCUUUGGCUCCCUCUACAGAUCAGAUAGUGAGCUGGGAUACAAGAAUCAAUGUCACCGAAGUUCCAUGGACUGGCAACCAAACUGUGACGAAUACAGUAAUCUCAUUCGAUACAAAAAAUAAUAUUUUUCCCCCCAAUUCCUCAUGGGAAACAUGCAUGAUUCUAUUCUCAGACCUACCAAGACAUGUGACGGUCAAAGGCCAAAAUGACCCAGGAGAUUGCACGAAGUUGUAUAGCAAAGAAUGCAUAUCGGAUUUCAAUAGGGCGAUCUUAUUUGCGAGGCAAUCAGCUACAAAUAAUAAUAGCACUGGUCCCUGUGGAGGUAUCUCUCUGCUUGACAUCGUACCAAAGAAUUGUGAAGGAUCAAUAGGUGGUGAAUUCAUUACUGCAAACGUCAUAUCAAAUAAAACUGAUGGGUCAGCCUGGAUGUACAAGUCCAGCAAUCCCCACGAUUCCACCGAUUUAACCUUUUACGAAAAGGCAGUCACCCAAAUAUGGCCAAUGCUGAUAAUGCAAAGUCCGAACCCGGAUUUUCAAGGAACUGGAGUAAGCUUUUCCAACUUGAGUUGUUUGAGAGCGAAAAACAUAUCUAGUGGGAGUGAAGACGUCAAGAAUGUUCCUGCAGCGGGUAGUAGAAUGGUUCUUGGUGGAUGGACAUUAUUCGUCGUAAUGAGUGCUAUGAGUCUGUUGUUGUAA
Messenger RNA from Sclerotinia sclerotiorum 1980 UF-70, 873 nucleotides. RefSeq lists its product with no specific name. The transcript has 2 exons. The record is from RefSeq and is a predicted model, not a curated record. Lineage: Eukaryota; Fungi; Ascomycota; Leotiomycetes; Helotiales; Sclerotiniaceae. Bases 1 to 873 code for a protein of 290 amino acids.